AUGAGCCGGCCAGGAGAUUGGAACUGCAGGGCAUGCCAGCACCUCAACUUCCAGAGGCGUGGCUCGUGCCAACGCUGCGGGGAUCCUAGGUCCAGUGCUGACUUUGGGAUCUUUGGUGGGAGAUCGGGUACUGGGUCUUCCUUUGUGGGGUUCAGCACAGGGUCGGAUGUCCGGCCAGGUGACUGGUACUGUACCGCAGGCAACUGUGGGGCCCACAACUUCGCUAGCCGGUCGAGCUGCUUCAAGUGUGGUGCAUUUAAGGAUCAUGAUCAUCAGUAUCAUGACUCAGCUGGGGCCGCCAGCUUCGACGUCUCAUGCGACAUUUCACAGUAUUCUAGAUCAGGUUUUGGUAUCGCCGGCGGCAGACCUGGAUGGAAAUCUGGUGAUUGGAUUUGCAGCAGGUCAGGAUGCAAUGAACACAACUUUGCUAGCAGAAUGGAAUGCUUCAGAUGCAAUACCCCGAGGGACACAUACUAG
Molecule: messenger RNA, 477 nt
Organism: Juglans microcarpa x Juglans regia
Lineage: Eukaryota; Viridiplantae; Streptophyta; Magnoliopsida; Fagales; Juglandaceae
Product: zinc finger Ran-binding domain-containing protein 2-like
Exons: 2
Coding region: 1-477 (158 amino acids)
Cellular component (GO): cytoplasm
Molecular function (GO): mRNA binding
Source: RefSeq, a predicted model, not a curated record